Molecule: messenger RNA, 4833 nt
Organism: Diaporthe amygdali
Lineage: Eukaryota; Fungi; Ascomycota; Sordariomycetes; Diaporthales; Diaporthaceae
Exons: 1
Coding region: 1-4833 (1610 amino acids)
Source: RefSeq, a predicted model, not a curated record
AUGUCGGGCUUCGAAAUCGAGUUACCUUCGUCGCCCGACCCCUUGGGCGACGAGUCGAUAGUCAUCGCGCCCGGUUCCGUCGCGCCGCCGCCCCCAUCCACCACGCGUCGCCCCUUCCAGAGCGCCGCCUCGUCUCGAUUCUCUGCGAUCCCAGGAACGUCGCCUAGGAAGCGCAUGUUUGCCCUCGAUGUCGGCAGCGAGAUCACCCCUCAGACAAUCUACGUCACCGUUGAGGCUGGCCCAGAUGGGAACCCCAUAACGAAGCCUGGCGGUACCGGCCGUGGAGGUGCGAACGUUAGGCGACUCCUGUUUGGGUCACCGACUCCCCAACCGAGCCCUCGACGGGGUGCGCGGACGACCACAACGACCAUACCACUCAGGGGCUUGACGGACGAUGAAGGCGAUCCGACACCGAAAAGGCGCCGCCGCUCGUCUGGAAGGCCUGGGACACCAGCCACGGCUGGUGCCAAGAGGAAAAAGAAAAGCACUCCAACGCCCAAGGCUGCGAGGAAACCGCGGGGCACACCCGUUGCUAGCAGUGAUGCUCUGCAAUCAGAAGCUCCCGCAACUGGGGCAAAGCCAACACCUGCCAGGAGAGGCAGGCCGCCCAAGCGCAAAGCAGAGGCUGCACCCUCAGAUCAAAACACCUACGUGCCGCCAGAGGCUUCGACAACUAAGAAGCAAGGCCGAAAACGACAGAAAUCGAUUCAGGCGGACGACACUGACGAGCUCACCACCGCUGGCAUCGACGUCGAGCCUCAGAGCUACGAACCACCCCCUUCGCAAAAUACAGACACUCUCCAAGACAUCUUGCCAGAGGAAGGCCCUGGAGACGGUGAUGACGACGAAGACCCUUUUCUAGCUCAAUUAUCAGACCCACCUCGGGAUGGACACGAUGCGCACCCCUAUUCAAUGUCAGAACGAGCCAUGGAGUCGUCUGAGCCUGCUGGUGAAACCCGAUUUGAACAGAGACACCAUCAAUUGCAAGACCAAGGGCCGCUUCCAGGCGAGUCAGACGACUAUGCUCCAAUGAUGGACUUUGAUGAUAGAAGCGACCUGGGAUCACACCAUAGUGUACCUCCGUCUGAAACUGCACAAGUCGAACAUGGCGCACAGGAGCUGGAGGACCAAGGACCUCUGCCCGGCGAAUCCGACGAUUAUGCGCCCGCGAUGGACCGCGAAGGUGGAAGCGAUGUACCAUCACAUCACAGCGAAACUACACCCAGGGCCGCGCGGCCCGUCAGACAUGACCCUAUGGAAUUAGAAGACCAGGGACCUUUGCCGGGAGAGUCUGACGAUUUUGCCCCUAUGAUGGACUUUGACGAUAGAAGUGAUGUUGAGUCUCAACAUAGCUUCCAACCGGCCAGGAGUGAGGACGCAACAGACAACACUGUAGAUCCAGACACGUUCACCAUGAUUGGCAUUGAGACAAUGCCCUCUUUCCAGAGAACCAGAGGUGCAUCCACGUCAGAUUUGCCCGAGAUAGGAGAGACGACAAGCUUGUUCAUCAACAGGACUAUAGAAUCGCUGAGACAAGAGAUAGUCGCGACCGACGAGGAGAACGAGGAGAACGAGGAGAACGAAGAGGUUGAUCUAUUGGGAUCUCGGGAACAGACACCUGCUGCCGCGGAGCCACACAGACCGUUUGAAAUCUCUUCUGGGAAGAAACGGAGCUCUCCACGGAGGAGGAGCCAAACUCCCCAAUCACGAGCAACACAGUCCCCCGAAAACACCUCAAAUCGCCCAAGAGCUGGCCUUUCACGCGAGUACGCUGGGCCGGAGCCACUACAGAGCAAGCAGUCACCUGCUCAGCCCAUUGAAGAAGAGGGCAUCAAGACCAUUGCAGCACUGAGCUCCGACGAGCUGAAUGCCGACGAUGAUUCCUUCUCCGACAUUCCAGAGGAAGCCUUUGCAGCUGCAGAGACUCAAGAGAUACCUGACCCUGCAAGGAGUUCUAGUGAAGAUGAACUCAGCAUGGCUGUGGAAGCCACCCAAGAAGCAGCGCCUGAUGCGGCCUACGAUCACGAAACCGUCCCAGGCGAUUCCCAGAACAGCGACCUUUCUGAGAGAGCCCAGUCACCGCCGGACCGCCUCGGGCGCAGCCAAAUCGACGACGGCGAAUUCCUCCAGCGCUCUGCAUCCCGCUCUGCCCAAUUUGGGAGACGGUCCAGCCAAGCCACGCAGAAGAGUUCGCCACCCCACCCCAUUCGCUCUUGUUCAGACUCCAACCGUUUGUUGACUCCUCCAGAUGAGCCGACUUCUUCCAGCGAUCAAAGCAUUGCCCCAGACAAUCAACCCCAUGAAGAGGAAAUUGCAGACAUCGACCCUGAGGAAGAGAUAGGAUCUUCCCCACCUGAAAUCACAACUUUCGAUCGAGAGGAUGAAGAACCAGCGCAAAGCUCGCGGCGAAGCUCAGACACACCCGCGAACCGACCGCCUUCGAUCCAUCUGCAACCUGUACAAGCAAGGGAGGCCAAUGCUGCAGUCUUCCCCUCCCAGGCAGCCGGCCCUCGACCAUUCCUCUCCCCAAUUGUGCGGGUUGGGGAAAGGUUACAGAAUAUUCUGUCCGAUCCUCCCUCUCCGUCUGCCAGGAGCAGUGUGCUGGGAAGUCCUUUCAAAGGUUCCAUUAGGAAAUCUAGUCCUUUAGAUGGGCCCUCAGACGAAGAGGUUGUGCACAGGGAUACUUCUUCGAACACCACAUUGCAAAAUCCCCCAGCACAGACUGAGUCCUUAGCUGAAUCACCGAGAGUCUCCUGGGCUCAAUCCCUUUUCUCACUCAGCCAUUUGAAGAGUCUUGUCACAGAAGGGGCACGCAAGAUGGCUUCUCCACAGACCAAUAUUACGCAAACCUGGGAGGAUCCGUUUGGGCCGUCAUCCCCUACCAAGGACCGGGGUGGAAAUGCUCGCAACUCAGCUUUCAUGGAUCGAAUUAGGCAGGCAUCACGUGAAGGCAGCGUUCAUAGUAGCAGAGCCAGUAUCGCGAGAGCCACUUUAGGAGAUGCGGACGACAGAAGCUUCUCAGGCGACCCCGCGCCUCGCGGCCUAGGCAGUAACUGGAAAAGUGAGAGGUCGUUGAAGCCAAGUCAAUCCACCUCGAGCGUUCUGUUUGGUCGACAGGGCGCUGGAAUCAGCAACGCAUAUGAUGGGGCGGCGGACGAAGAGCCAGAAGCCAUGACUAUAGACCGGCUACCAGAUGAGCCACGGACAGAUGACACUCUGCUUCAGCCAGUCGAGGAUCAAGCACCAGAGACAGGGGGCGUCCAGUAUCCGCUACUGCGUAACGAAGCAUCCCAAGAGGAAGAGAUCCUGGUGCGAUCGCAACAGGAUGAAAUGCAGCUUGACGAGGCGCCGCUUGAAGGGGAUGGGUCUGAUGAGGAUGAUGUCUGGGCCAUUGAAGCAGACAGGACAGCAUCCUCUCCAACAGCUCAAAGACGGGCAAACGAAUCGAUAAACGAGUCUUUCAACGCUUUUGCGAGGAGUGGGCUGUCAAUCGAUUGGGGAACACGAAGCACCAUCUCCCAAACCCUACCUCCUGGCAGGAGCCCAGCUUUCAAACAGUCCAUCCGUGGCACUGCUCAAGACGUGCCUGAGAAUCUGGAGGAUUACUCACUUCUCGAUCUUCACAGUGGUGCCUCCACCCAGCCAUCCGCGAAGAAGCCCACACCAGAGGCUCAGAAACAGCCGCAGAGGGUGGAUCUAUCAGACUUCUUCUCCUCGUCCCCGAAUUUCAUAGAGCGGGAACGAAGAGCUAGAACAGCAUCGAAAGCUGAGGCCAUCGUCCAGAAUUCAUCCGAAAAUGAUGCCGCUCCCGUUGCUUCUCCAGCAAUGCUGCACGACAACCAAGAUGCGUUGUCGCGGCAGAGGCGGCUGUCAUCGGACAGUCGGCUCUCAGAUGAGCUGCCGUCCCCAGCACCGGGAGCUGGCCAGCGCUUUGGGCAAGAUGCAACAGAGCAACUCUCGUCGACAUCUACACCGGAACGGCCUCGCCUUACACAGCAGCGUCUUGCUCCCCGCCAAGCCCAGAAUGAUGCAGCUUUAUUUGAAAAUUGGGAGGUAUCCUCAUCUAGAGCACCGACAGAACGACUAUAUCUCACGGAUCCCAUAAGCGACGCACAGCCAAGCUCUCCGCAAGCCAUCGAGCGACCCAGUACUCCCGUGGAUCGCCAGGAGUCUUCACCUGAGGCACCCAUACUCAAGCCACUCCCUGGCCGGAACAUGUCACCGGCGAAAUCUUGCCUGAGAUCUCCCCUGAAGCCCAAGACGCCUGGACGCGUCGUGGAGUUCACGAGCAGCACUCUCUCCCCGAUGGCACAAGGCCAGGCCCGAGCUGCAGCUCAGAGCAAUAUUCCAACCACUCUGGGUCACCCUCCCUCACUCUCGCCCCGCCGCUCCCCCAGAGGCAAGGAGAACAAGCCCUCAGCGCUCAAAUCCUACAUCAGCUCCUCGCCGCACCACAGGCACCUCGAUCUCACCCAGCAGCAGCAAGAACAGUCGGCCAACUCCCCGCUCUCGCAGACCAAAUGGUCCAAGAGGCACUGGCUCCUGAUGGACGGGCUCCUGCAGGCGUACCGGGGCAACGCCCUCGACUUCCAGCUCCGGCACAGCGGCGCGGUCAUGGCCUCGCCUAAGAAGCGCGCGUCGAGCUCGCUGCUGGGAAAGAUGGUCACGUCGCAGGGCGAGAAGAUGGCGCUGGAGCAGUGGCACCUGGACAUCGUCGACGCGUUUAAGAAGGAGGUCGGCGGGUGGCCUGAGGACGCGCUUGCCAAGCGGCUCUUCUCCUUGAUCGUGGGCGAGGAGAGACGCAAGGCUGGCUUGGUGCCUAGAAGGCGUUGA